Molecule: messenger RNA, 984 nt
Organism: Closterium sp. Naga37s-1
Lineage: Eukaryota; Viridiplantae; Streptophyta; Zygnematophyceae; Desmidiales; Closteriaceae
Source: the annotation of a GenBank genome assembly
AUGCCCCCCACUGACCUCGCCUCUUGCCAUCCCGUUCCCCCUCUUGCCAUCCAGUUCCCCCUCUUGCCAUCCCGUUCCAACUCGUGCCAAUUCGUUCCCCCUCUUGCUAUCCUGUUCCCCCUCUUGCCAUCCUGCUCCCCCUCUUGCCAUCCCGUUCCCCCUCGUGCCAUCCCGUUCCCCCUCUUGCCAUCCUGUUCCCCCUCUUGCCAUCCCGUUCCUGUCAUCCCGUUCCCCCUCUUGCCAUCCCGUUCCCCCUCGUGCCAUCCCGUUCCCCCUCUUGCCAUCCCGUUCCUCCUCUUGUCAUCCCGUUCCCCCUCUUGCCAUCCUGUUCCCCCUCUUGCCAUCCCGUUACCCCUCUUGCCAUCCCGUUCCCCCUCUUGCCAUCACAUUUCCCCUCUUGCCAUCCCGUUCCCCCUCUUGCCAUCCCGUUCCCCCUCUUGUCAUUCCGUUCCCCCUCUUGCCAUCCCGUUCCCCCUCUUGCCAUCCCGUUCCCCCUCUUGCCAUCCCGUUCCCCCUCUUGCCAUCCCGUUCCCCCUCUUGCCAUCCCGUUCCCCCUAUUGCCAUGGUGCCAUGGUGCACACGCACCUCUAUACUCACUUCCCUCAUCUAUCCUCUAUCCCCUUAUGCAUAUCAUCCCCACCUCCUUCCUUCCCCUCCCCCCUCUCUUCUCUUCCCCCCCUCCCUCCCCCUCCCCCCUCUCCCCUCUCAUCCCCGUUCUGCCCAUCCCUGACACUAGUGCAUAUUGCUGGUGGAGGCCAGAGGGGCCGUUGUAUCGGUGGGGGCGUUGCCCCGAUCCUCUUCUGGGGCAUGUGGUGGUCGUGUUGGAGUAGGCUAGAGCUCACUCUGGCAUCUAUCAUAAUGUCGCCCAUCCCCUUCCGCACGCACCCCAUCAUCGUCAUCGGCACUCUCAUUGGCCAGGGUGACCCUGACCCCAACCCCUCAAAAGAAAGGGUAUGUUCUAACGCGUCUCAUCCACAGUGCUGA